AUGAAGGAGUGUUCGGUCUUCGUGUUCGACAAGCGCAUCGCGGAGAAGCUUUACAAGCCGAAGCGCAAGGAGACCAUGUUGGACUGCAUGCGGCUCUGUGUCAUGUCCAUGGAGAAGUGGCGUCAUCCGAAGAUGCUCCAAGUCAUCCACGCUCUCGAAGAAGGCACCACUACCAUCGCCUUUGCUUCGGAGCCGGUCCUGGCUAGUCUUGCGAACAUCUUGGCUUGGCAUGAGUGCAACGUGUUACCCGGACAUGCACCUCCAAUAAUGCCGCAUCCCAUAACUUUGGGUCCACCUAGCGCUCAACAGCAGAUCUUGAAUUCUACUCCUCAUCUUCCACCCCACGCCAAGGAGUACUUCUUCCUGGAUAUUGAGCUGCGUUACGGACUGCUGCAGCUCAUCGAGGCUCUGCAUUACCUGCACUACAAUACCCACAUGAUGCAUCGCAACGUGUGCCCUCAGGUGAUCAUCGUCACCAAGAGAGGCACUUGGAAGCUCUUUGGCCUCGAGUUUGCUGAAAAUUGCCUGUCAUCGGACCCCACCGACAUGAUAUGCGUGCCACCGUGGUCCAUCAAGGUGGCAAAAUUAUCUCAGCCCAAUCUGGACUAUUUAGCCCCUGAGGUGCAGACCAGCGGCCAAUGCAGCAUUCUCUCUGACAUGUUCUCUCUGGGCUUGGUUAUCUGCGCUGUCUUCAAUAACGGAAAACCAUUGAUCCAAGCCAAUAACAACCCUAUGUUGUACAUGAAACAGAUUGAAUUCUUGGAUCAACAAGUAAUCCAGGUGUUGCCUCGCGUACCGUCUGCAUUGCAAGAGGCAGUGCAACGUCUUCUGGCAAGGGAUCCCCACCCUCGCCCAACCACCCAACUGUUGCCGUUGAUCAAAUACUUUAAAAAUAAGGGUGAUCAAGAGCAGGCAAUAGCCGCAAUGCAAUUCCUGGAUGUGGUGACCAUGAAGGACCCGAAUCAGAAGGCUCAUUUCUAUCGAACCACUCUGAUUGAGGCUCUGCCAUCCAUUCCUAAGAAACUACGCUGGCAACACAUCUGGCCAGCUCUGCAGACGGAGGUUCGCACCGCCGAGGUUCUAGCUUCUGUCCUCCAAUCCGUGAUGUGGAUGGUCAAAGAGGCCGAUGAGGAGGAAUUCGAGCUCUACAUAAUGCCAACCUUAAAGCGGAGGCUCUCAGCGCCGCCUACAGAAUCCUCACCUCCGGACACCUCCAUCUCCGAGGAGUCCGAGGGGGCAGCCUUUCCCAGGGCGCUCCCCUCCGCUGCCAGCCGCUCUGCCGGCACAGAGCGGCUCCCAGCCGCUCUUGUGGAGCCCUUCCCCUUGCCCCUACCCCGCGCAGCCGUGGGGAUUUUGGGGGCUGGGGCCUCCUGCUCGUUGGAGGACGGCUCUCGACCGUCCUCCAACCUGGGACGUUUGAAAACGCCCCGGUCCUUUUUGUGGCGCAGCGCAAUGCUGACGCCAGACAACGAUGAGUCGGACUCUGAAUCCGACUCCUUUCCUCCCUGUGCCCUUGCCCGGGACUUGCUGGACGGAACCAGCGUCUCCCCACAGUUGGGUUUAAGUCUUCCAUGUUAUUCCCACGAGUAUGGGGGAAAUAAGAGGUCCGCCCAGGGAGAGCCCCCUGUCCCUGGGGCUCUGUUCAAUUCGCCAAGAAGCAUUCAGGCAUCGGUCACCAUUCUUGAGAACAUGCACACAAUCAUGCUAAAGUGCAACCAGACGGAGAUAGACCAAGAAGUGUUGCCAAUGUUGUACCAUGCUUUGGAAAGCAACACUACUCAAAUUCAGGCUGCAUCAUUGGUUGCCACGCAAAAUAUUUGCGAUUCCAUUGACAACAAGGCGCUCCACACCGAACUCUUAAACAAAGUCAAGUCGCUGCUUGAGCGGAAUGCUAGCGACGUGAAGAUAAUCAGCUUGAUACUCUGCUUCUAUGAAAAGAUUAUAGUGAAGUUCGACAGGACCCUCAUCUUGGAGCAGGUGAUUCCGACUCUGCUGGCUAUGCGGCUCAGCGACCCAGAUAUCGUCACACGUGUCGUUAAACUAUACAAGUCCCUACUCAUGGAAAGGAAAUUUGGAUUAACUACCAAUGUGAUGGCAACGAAAAUGAUUCCUUCGUUGGCUCCACAAACAGUUAAUCCUGCGCUGAACGUCGACCAGUUUACUAAUCUCAUGGAGGUAUAUUUUCUGAGAAUAUUAUUUAAUUUUGAAGUGUACUCCAGGUUUGUAGGUAACAAGAAUAAACUAACAAUGUAUUUGUUGCGACGCACCGCCCAGAUCCUGUACGACAUGCUGGAGAACAUCGACCGGCAGCAGCGCUACAAGCUGAAGGCCGACAACCUCGCGCUCCCGAGUCCGGAGCGUCGCAAACUUCGCCAUCAGAUGAGCACAGAUAAUAUGAACGCACCGCCUUUUAAUAUUCCAAACUUAAGAGUGGAUCAGCGUAAAACCUCUAGUGCUGAGGAUAUGGCCCGUAAAAAUUCUAUGAGUGGCCCUCCUCCCGCUGCUGUUCCUAGCACUAGCGGUAGUGUAGGCGGGUUCAAGAGUAAGCAUACGUUUACAAAAUGUAGUGUAAAAAGUCCGACACGCACAAGAGUCAUACGGAAAUUUUGUACAGGCACAGGAAUUGGCCAGUGGUUCUUCGGUUCCAGCAAUUCUACUAAUACCGACAAUAAUUUCCUUCGCGUUUCAAGCGCUUUUCCCAAUCGUCGCCUGUCGGAUAACACUCUGAUGACGCCCAAAAUACGCAUCGCGCCAUCGUGCGCUUCGUCCCCGGGUGGCACUCCGGGAGGAACAUCUGGUUUGCCUACGCGCCGCCACUCGAGCAUUGGGCCCCAGGAGCGUCGGGGCUCGGCUGUCAACCUUUCUCCGCCAACCGGUGGCUCAAUGCCAAACACAUCAUCGAGCGUACCGUUUCUGCUGACUUCUUCAAUGCAAUCCAUUCGCUCGCGCCGCCCAUCGGCCUGCUUGAGCGGCUCUCAGGGCUCCGGACUGCUGCAACAGAUUAGCAGUGGCAUGGUAAGGCACCUACCGAGCAGCAGUAGACACCACUCGCACGCCUCGACUUCGACCAACUGGAGCCUGCAGGGCGCCACCGCGGCCGGCUACAACGCUCUGCAGCACACCGCCAUGGCAGUGAGGAAAUGCCCCUCACUCAAUAUUACCCUCACGCGUUAA
This is a messenger RNA of Spodoptera exigua (beet armyworm), 3174 nucleotides long. NCBI's taxonomy places the organism in Eukaryota, Metazoa, Arthropoda, Insecta, Lepidoptera, Noctuidae. The record is from the annotation of a GenBank genome assembly.